UCCUCUGCUAGUACUACAUCCACAUGUCUGAAAUCUCAGGCAGCAUCAUCAUUUCCUCGAUCAAGACCUAAAGUGGAAUCUCAGGUACAACAAAGAAAUAUGGAUAGUCGAACUGGUAAUAGCAGAAGCUUAAAACCUGUGGAUAAGAACAUGCAGCAAAGAAUGAUAAGAAGCAGCAAAACAAUAAAUGCAAAAGUUGCAACAGCUUCUGGAGAUUCUCCUACUAUGAUUCCAUCAAAGCCUGGUGUUGUAAAAGCGACGAAGAAAAGCAGUGUUGUCCCAAUCGAAUCAAAAUCCCUUAGCCGUAAGAGCUUGGGCAUUGGCCGUGCCACACAUCCAGUUGUUAGCAAGGUAAAAGGUUCUCAGUUAGAUGAAUCUCUGAAGGGGUGUGGAAAUGUAAUAGAAACACAAGAGAAGAAGGUAGUUAUGAAUGCAUUAACCACAGAGAGUGGACUCCAGGAUGUGGAUACUGUGUCAGUGGGCCAACAUGGAGCUGCUGUUGGGUCCGAACCUCCAGCAAAAAGCCAUCAAGAUCAUGACAAAAUCUCAAACUUUGAUCUACUUCCUGGUGAUUGUAAUCAUGGCUUCAAAGAUAAUGGAGUGUCUUCAAAAGACGAUGAGGUUGAAGAAGAGUCAACCAUUUCUCCCACAGCUUGGAUUGAAAUAGAAGAGCAUGAGGAUGUGCGUAAUAGCUGUGUUAACAGGGCAUCUCAACUUGAAUCUUCAGCCAAUGUUGUACCAGUCCAAUCAGCAAGUCCACGUGUGCGACAUUCUCUAUCACAGAUGUUGCAGGAAGAAAGUAGUGAAGCUGAUAAUACUGAGUGGGAAAAUGCAGAAAAUCCUCCUAUCAUGACCAACCAAAAAGACGCUCCUAAAGGAUUAAAGAGGCUCUUGAAGUUUGCCAGGAAAAGUAAGGGUGAUGCAAAUAUAUCGGGUUUGUCUAGUCCAUUAGUAUUUUCGGAAGGAGAGGAUGAAGGAGAGGAAUCUAAAGUGGUUAGUAAGAGAAAUGCUGACAAUCUACUGAGAAAGGCUGCUCUUCAUGCCAGAAACUAUGGUUAUCAAAAGAAAUCUUUAUCUGAGGUCCACGAACAAAAUAAGGACUCUCAUGAACCUCUAUCUGCUGCAAAGUUAGUAGCUGAUGAUCUAAUGACGCCUGCAGCUCAAUCAAAUCUAAGAAAACUUGGGCGCUCAGGUUCUCGUAAGUUGGAUAACGCCAGUUUCUCCGCCACAUCUUCUACAACUAAGCAACAAGGUCAUUCUUCUCUCUUCCGGCAUUUAUGGGGAGCAAACCGAGUGAAAUGAAAGCUUUGCCAACGGUGGAUGAUCAGAGGAAUGAAACCCAUGAGAUUCCUAACAUGACUUCUAUCUUCCUAAGGAUACACAGUCUAAAAUUUGGUUUGACAAAGAAAUUUGUUACUCCUCCCACACUAUGUCCUUGUUUAUAUUGCUCUAUAUAUCAUAAGCAGGGUGUAGACUGAUUUAGAUCACCAAAGAUAUGAUGCAACUAAGUUUUGUCGUCUCUUCCAUGAAUAAUUCCUUGAAUAUCA
Carica papaya (papaya) is the source of this 1547-nucleotide messenger RNA. RefSeq lists its product as uncharacterized. The record is from RefSeq and is a predicted model, not a curated record. NCBI's taxonomy places the organism in Eukaryota, Viridiplantae, Streptophyta, Magnoliopsida, Brassicales, Caricaceae.